Geosmithia morbida is the source of this 1170-nucleotide messenger RNA. RefSeq names its product T5orf172. NCBI's taxonomy places the organism in Eukaryota, Fungi, Ascomycota, Sordariomycetes, Hypocreales, Bionectriaceae. The record is from RefSeq and is a predicted model, not a curated record. The transcript has a single exon. The coding region runs from base 1 to 1170 and encodes 389 amino acids.
AUGCCCUAUAUACAAAACACCCCCGAAUCGCUCAUCCAGCGCGCCGAUUCUAAGAACCCCAGCUCAACAUGUCGCGGCAUCACCACGUCCGGCCGACCAUGUCGCCGCCCACGGAUCAAGGACAACGCUUCAUCCAGUCUCGAAGGCCUAUACUGCUGGCAGCACCAGGACCAGGCAUCCGCCAGCCUUGCGUCGUCAACGCAGUCCAGUCCCAAUGGGAAAGCGUCGUAUAAGCUGCAACAUCGAUCCAGCCUCGAGACGCUGGCAGAACGACUGGGACUCGUCGACCUGGAUGACCAGGCCACCGGCAGGCCUGACAGGCACGGGAAGAAGAAGUGCUCGGCAUUCACGAAACAUGAGAAGGAUUCCUCUUCCAAGAGCAACAGCUUCUCAUUCUGCCUGUGCGCUCCCAUCGUCGAAGUAGAAGAGCCGCCGCACCCUGUCCGUCCCAGACCACAUCCCAUCCAACGACCGGCCAAGGACCACGACCACCACUUGCCAUCUACACCGCAAUCAUCGCCGCCGAAAACCCCUUCCUCUGAACUGUCCAUGUCGCGCAUGAAACACCUCAUCCCCAACGACCUAGAUGCAGCUGCCGCCUCGGCACUCCUCGCCGAACUCGCAAAGCCCUACGACAAGUCCGAGCAGCCGGGGUACAUAUACAUGUACUGGCUCACGGCCACGGGUCCGCAGUCCCCGGACGCCGCGAGGGCCAUGCUCUCUCCACCCGACGUGCCCAGCAAGACUUCUUCUUCCGGCGUCAGCGGUACAAUGACACUCAAGAUUGGCCGGUCAGACAAUGUUCAGCGUCGUAUGAAUGAGUGGAGGCGCCAGUGCGGUCGGGACGUCACCCUCCUGAGAUUCUAUCCCUAUUCUCCCUCUUCCUCUUCCCCUCCUCCAUCACACCCUCACUCUCACUCUCCGCCUCCGUCUUCGCCUUCGCCUUCGCCUUCGACGGUCCGCAUGACUCCUCACGCCCACCGCGUCGAACAGCUCAUCCAGCUGGAACUCAAGGGUAGAGGAAUGAAGGCCGAUAUGGGGAAAUGCAGUGCCUGUGGUAAGGAGCACAAGGAGUGGUUCAAUGUUCCUGCGUCGAGGAGUGCAGUUGGGCUGGUUGACGGUAUCAUACGACGGUGGAUAAAGUGGGAUGAGGGUCAACUGAAAGCUUGA